Messenger RNA from Mya arenaria, 3573 nucleotides. RefSeq names its product major facilitator superfamily domain-containing protein 6-A-like. The record is from RefSeq and is a predicted model, not a curated record. Lineage: Eukaryota; Metazoa; Mollusca; Bivalvia; Myida; Myidae. Gene Ontology annotation, cellular component: membrane. The transcript has 5 exons. Bases 531 to 2384 code for a protein of 617 amino acids.
CAAUUAUUACUGUACAGUGUCCUUUAAAUGUGUAUUAAUAAAGGAGUUCGUUCCCUUAGUUACUAUAAUCAAUUGUAAACAACAGGUGUGUUCCACACGUUCGCUUGAUUAGUAAGUAUUUCUUUGUUUUAUUUGCUUUUUAAAACAUAGUUUAAGUCACGAAUUAUGUUUUCACAUAAUUCGGACACAUUAUAUCUAAUUUGUUUCAGUUAAUUUCACACGAAAUUUACAAUGAAUAUAAUACAGGUAAAGGGAAAACAGUGAAUUAUGUCAGUUUGUCAGUGUAUUGGUAAUGUCGGUAUUGAUUCAAUGAUUAACGAACUAUUUCUUUCGAACAUGGUUGUCGCAUUAUAUUAUUUAUACCAUAUAAACUUAGAGUUAAGGCAAUUGGCUUUUCUAUUUUGUAGCUAAAAGUUUCAAACAAUGCUCAACUCUGGCAUGUUGGACCGGGAACUGACGUGAAGAAAGAAUCACACACGUGUUUAGUUAACUUAGCUAGUGUUUCAACAGACGUUUUAACAGACAGAAGGAUGGCCUUACCAUGUGGAGAAGUAAACAGACAACUGCUUCCGGUCAAACUGAUGUAUUUCUUCUUUAUGGCAGGUGUAGGUACCCUACUUCCCUUCAUCCCGGUAUACAUGCGCCAACUGGGACUGUCUGCGGAGGAGACUGGAAUAAUCUACGGGGUCAUGCCCUUCGUCGCCUUCUUCGUGCGGCCCCUUAUUGGGGUUCUGGCUGACAAGAUACAACGCCAUAAGGCUGUGCUUAUUGUAUGUGUGUUACUAACUGGAGUCAUGUACGAUCUUCUGCUUUUGACACCCGCGAAGCAAACGCAUGAUAACUCGGCUCUCGCAAUAACGGUCCACAUGCAGUGUUCACAAGCCGAUUCUUUUAUCAGGGAUUGUAAUUUUGCUGACGAUGGUUGUGAGAUGGGUUUAAAACAAGCUCUAGUCGCCAAUAAUCUUACUGGUAUUUCAAGAAAAUGUGAGUUUCAGUGUUCUGUGAGUAGGAUGUCGAUUAAGGCAGGAAACACGUGCUUCACAGCCGAUGUCGGGACGUUGAGUGAGGUAACGUGUGAUAGUGUUGUGAAUACCGGUCAUGACGUCAUGUUUCAAAGUGACGUUAAGGGUAUACUCGAAAAUGAAAUUCAGAUGGGAAACAGCUCAUAUAGCGGCCACACAUGCACAGAUUAUGAUCUCAAGAAUCUGACUUUCAACGGCACAAAUUACUGGCAACUUUUAUGUGAAUCCGAAACAGUGUUCAACUGCAACUUACACUGUACACCAGAAAUCAGCCAGAAAUGUAUGGGCACUAUCAGUAGUGAUGACAAACUAAGCGAGACAUUUUGGAUCUUUUUCGUAAUAUUUUUGUUCUGCAACAUCGUGUUUGCCCCUGUGAUCAGUCUUAUCGAUGCUAUAGCAUACGAUAUUCUCGGUGAAAAACGCGGAUUGUGGGGCCGUCAACGCCUCUGGGGGACUUUAGGCUUCAUCUUCUUUGCCGUCGCUUCAACGUUCAUCAUGGACGCUAUCAGUCAAAAGAGCAACAACGUUGACUAUUCAGUCUCAUUCUAUAUUUUUAUGGCUCUAACAAUAUGUACGUGCGUGGUCGGGUACUUCUUAAAACUGUCGGAGAACAUCCACUGUGGACAAUUUUUGAAAAACAUCCUAGGAUUGUUAAAAUAUCCCAAAGUCGUUGUGUUCCUGAUAGCUAUGGCAUGUUACGGUAUUAUGAACGGUGUUAUCGAAGCAUUUCUAUUCUGGUAUCUCAUGAUGUUAGGCGCAUCCCAAAAAAUCCUAGGACUCUGCAUUGUAUUCCAAUGUGGGCCGGAAAUAAUCAUGCUACAAUUCGCCGGCAAAAUCAUCAAGCGUAUCGGUCACAUAUCUUGUCUGCACAUCGCCUGUCUUGGCUACGCCAUUCGUUUCUUCUGCUACUCCAUAAUCCCGGGACCGUGGUACGUACUUCCGGUUGAGCUGCUACACUGCCUUACGUUCGCACUCAUGUACGCCGCCGCCUCCUCCUACGCCAGCGUGAUAACACCAGAAGGGAUGUCCGCCACCGUCCAGGGACUUGUCGGCGGGCUACUAUUCGGAUUUGGCAAAGGAAUCGGAAGUUUGGUGACGGGGCAGUUGUUUGACGCCAGGACGGGCCUCGGGCCGGUGUGGACAUUUCGGGUUUAUGGUUUUUUUGCCAUCGCGGUGCUGCUGGUGUACGGGGCCGUCCAUUUCGCCUUUUUCCGGGACGCAUCUUCCGACAAGGAUAUUGUGUCAGAUGAACAGGCGGGAAAAGCUAUUUCAGAGGAGAGUGCUAAAGGCGUGGCGGAGAAGCUGUUAGGCGCAGAGGAAGGUGCAGUCUUGGAGCAACGGGACCGGACUGAACCUUGCUGAGGUAGGGGGAUGUUGGCGAAUUGAUAGGGUCGGGGGUUUGGCCAGUCUUGGAGCUGCUGAACCGGACUGAACCCCGCUGAGGUAGGCGGAUGUUGGCGAAUUGGUAGGGUCGGGGGUUUGGUCAGCUUGGAGCUGUGGGACCUGACUGAGCCCUGCUGAGGUAGGGGGAUGUUGGCGAAUUAGAAGAGUCGGAGGUUUGCCCAGUCUUGGAGCUGCUGGACCGGACUGAGCCCUGCUGAGAUUUAGGGGGAGUUGGUAGGGACGAGGUUGGGCCGGAGCUGCAUUACGUAACUGAACCCUGCUGGGGCGGGACAAGGUGCGGAGCAAAGAACUGACAAGAGUGGUGAUGAAACUCGUGGCCGAAUAGAAUUAUGCCGAGGACCAUGCCGGCUCUUUCUGAAUGUUUGUGUUAAUGCAUAUCAAUGUGAAGCCAAAAUACGACAAUAUGAUCUCAAGAUAUAACCUCAGUUUUACACAUUCCUCCGAUCAUUCCUUUACUAUGUUAUUUUUUAAAAGGUUUUAGUGAGACCAAAAAUGAACAUUACCGACAAGUAUUUCAGGUUUUAUAGUGUUCAUGUUCCGAUUUGUGUUUAAAAGCCAUGUUGUUGUUUAUUGUUGAUCCACGACUUAUAUAGAGUUGAUGAAUUUCUAAAUGAGCUGUCCAUGAUGGGGUUUUUUUCUGACAUUUUUUUAUAAUUUUAAUUUGCUCAAUUGUCAUUUUUCCUAUAUUUGUAAAACUGUGUAAAUAUUGUGUUAUUUUCGGCCGUUGAUAAUAAUAUCUUAUAAUUUUAAAUUGCCUUCUUAUAAUAUUAUAGCAUUUUUUGGAUUUUCUCUAAUUUGGUUAUAUAUUUGCAUAUGGAGACUUCAACAUUUGAUUCAACCAAGGGAUUCAUCUUUAACGUGUUUACAUUUAGUUUGUGUUUAAUAAGUAUAAAAUUAUAAUUGUUUAUUAUGAUGAUUAUCUUUUGUUCUAUGACUUAUUUUUGGUUCAUCAUUUUCAGAUUUUUAACUGAACUGUGCAUGGUGGGCAUUAAUGACGUUUUAUUUAUAAUUCUAUUUUAUUGAUAUAUAUUUUCUGUAUUUAUAUGAGCGUUUAUACAUUAAGGUUUUCUUUGUUAUGUGGGGUCCUUGAUUAUAUACAACCGUACAUUUGUAAAAAUUUUUUUAAUGUUUUUGCGUUUUGAUUUGA